AUAAUCUGUUGAAAGUUAGGAAACAUAUAUAGCAGAUUGUAUUACUCUUACUUAACCAUAUCCUAAUCACCAUUAAUUAAGUUCCGAGUUUGUUUUUUAAUCACUCACAUGACUACUAUAAACCAUCCACUACUACUCCCCACACUACUCCCACAGCCACCAAAAUGACCGGCGGAGCAGAUGCACUCGAUCAAAUCCAAACCCCCGACCUCCUCGUCGCCGCCGCGAAGCCGCCCAAGUCGGCGAUCCGGCGCCCCCGCGGGCGCCCCGCGGGGUCCAAGAACAAGCCGAAGCCCCCCAUCAUCAUCACCAGGGACAGCGCCAACGCGCUCAAGGCCCACGCCAUGGAGGUGGUCUCCGGCUGCGACAUCGCCGACAACCUCGUCGGCUUCGCCCGCCGCAAGCAGCGCGGCGUGUGCGUGCUCAGCGCCACCGGCUUCGUCACCAACGUCACCCUGCGGCAGCCGUCGUCGUCGGGCUCCAUCGUCACGCUCCACGGCAGGUUCGAGAUCCUGUCGCUGCUGGGGUCUGUGCUGCCCCCGCCGGCCCCCGCGGGGGUGGCGGGGCUCGCCGUGUACCUGGCCGGGGCGCAGGGGCAGGUCGUUGGCGGGAGCGUCGUCGGCGCGCUCAUUGCCUCGGGCCCCGUCGUCAUCAUGGCGGCCACAUUCAUGAACGCCACCUUCGACCGCCUGCCGUUGGACGACGCCGACGAGAUGGCGGCCGGCGGCCAGCACUACCAGAACAACAGGCAGCGCCACCAUGUGGAUCUCGCUGCGGAUGUGUAUGGGAUUCCGCAGAAUUUGCUCACUAAUGGAGCUUUGCCUUCCGACGGUUAUGGCUGGGGACCCGGCCGGGCCGGGCCGGGUCGAAACCCUAAUUGAAUUCCUUGAUUUUAAGGCGAUCAGAUGUAGUCUCAGUUUAUUUUCUGUAUGUGGUAAUCAUGUAACCAAUGU
Molecule: messenger RNA, 953 nt
Organism: Salvia miltiorrhiza (redroot sage)
Lineage: Eukaryota; Viridiplantae; Streptophyta; Magnoliopsida; Lamiales; Lamiaceae
Product: AT-hook motif nuclear-localized protein 16-like
Exons: 1
Coding region: 165-881 (238 amino acids)
Biological process (GO): vegetative to reproductive phase transition of meristem
Cellular component (GO): nucleus
Molecular function (GO): minor groove of adenine-thymine-rich DNA binding; DNA-binding transcription factor activity
Source: RefSeq, a predicted model, not a curated record